AAGGAAUGCUAGCAUGUAAAUAAUGCAGGGAUGUACGGGGUGCAGAGAUGUAAAGGAAUCAGGGAUGUAAAGGGUGCACACAAGAGUAAUAGAAUAAAUAACCCCUGAAACGUUCUUCCUUCUAAUGAGUUUAUUCAAUAAGCUAAGAAGAUAAAUACAGCAGAUUAAAUAAAUGCAGAAAAUAAAAUAAAGGUCGAACGGUUAAUAAUGGUGCCGCAGCCAGCUACCUUUACUUGAAUCAUUGGCUGUUUUUUUCUUUUUUUUUCACGUGGAGAAAUCUUAAGCGGGGAGCCGCUACUCCCGAUGUCAUUCACUUUCAUUCAUUGACGAGAUUGUAAUUAUCGAUAACAUGCCAAUUUUUAAUUAAUCCCCGUUAACCGUGAAGAUGGCACAGGAAUCGAACAAAAGCCGAACAGGCACCCUUUCAAAAAUGACAUUUCAGUGGUCGAAUUACAGCAGGGUUACAGGAGAAACGAAAGACAUUCUUAUUAUGUUUUUUCUUUUCACGAAUAGUAGGAAAAAUUUUUCGAGUGACGUAGAAUGUCAGCGGAAACCGCAAAAGCACCAGUUGCAACGCCUGCAAACCCUGCCCCUGAUGACAUAGCGAGUUUACAGGUUUCUUUACCUCAAAUGUUGGAUCUUGCACUCGGAACUCCAGAAGUUGGAGUUGUAAAUUUGAACAUCCUGCACCACUUCUUGCACAUUUUACUGCAUCAAAUUAAUUUGCGAACAACUAAAGUUGAAUAUCGUGGCGAGGAUGCAAAUCGAAUCAAAACGAUGGUAAGCUCUCUGAAAGCAGGUCCUUCGCUUCAUCUCCAGGAGUACAGUAUUAUUAGUGGUGCCAACGAUGUGAAACAACGCGUUCAGGACGGCGAACCUGCAAGUUUGAACGUUGAUGUAGUUGUAGAUGGUCCUGUAGAAACUCCCGCGGUAAAAACCGGAAGCGGUUCAGUUGCAGAAAGUGAAAAAUCUGUGAUAGAGAAAGAAAUAAUGUCUACACAUUCACAAGCAGAUGCAGAUCUAAAAACAGCCAAAGGUACAAGACAGAAAAUUAGUCCUGGGGUGAAUGGCGAACCGGAAACGGUCAUCUAUGUGGAACCACUUGUCGAUGGUUCGACACCUACAGCAUUAGGAUUCAAACGCCUCGAACAAUCCGUGAACGAACUUCGUCACCAAUUUCAUGUUCUGGAAGAAUUAGCAACAACCCCUGAACUUGUGGAACGUGUGAAGGGUAAAGUCACCGACCCUGUGACCGACGUUUGGCAAAUUAUCAAUAUAACAAAAAGAUUGGAUGCCACUGAACAAGGUAUUGAUAAGUUGACAAAAAUGAUGCAAGACGUGAUGAAAGGGGAUAUAAGUUUCGAGGGGGAGGAGACGUCCCAACUGGACGACAGAUUGGCAAAUGUAGAAAUCGACCUCGAAAACUUGAACCGGAUUGUCAAGAACUUGCAAAUAAUAUCCGACAGCGCUGAGGAUAAUGGCGAAGAAAUUUUACUCCAAGAAGCACCGUCCACUGCGAAGGAGAAUGGACAACCGGGCCAACGGGUUUCGUUAAGUCAGCUUUUAGGUGGAAUAGACGUGAAACAGAUGAAUCAAGACGUGGCCUCGUUGCAAGGGCAAGUUACUCAAAUGAAAGAAGAACUACAAAAUUUGAACACAAAGAUUCAUAAAUCAAAAAGUGAGCUGAUACAGCAUGUAGCAAAGGAACAAGCUAAAUACAAAGAGCAGGAACUCUCGAAAAAAUCGCAAGUAGAUAUCGAUGCAUCAGCAGAAGAAUCAGAGCUAGAAGAAAAGUCAGAAAAGUAUGCGGAAGGUGUUAAGGAAACGCCCAAGGAAACUAAACCGGCGCCUAAAGAUGCUUCCAAAGAAAAACAGAUGGAAUCAACACCGCGAAAGAGUACAUCAGAAGCUGUUGAAGGUGCAGAUGCAAUAGAUUCAGAACAAUUACAAGAGAUGAGAGAGCGUAUCGGUAAAUUGGAGAAGGAUGUGUCAUGCUUGUUCGAGAAAGUUGAAAGUGCACCAAUGGCUGGAGUGAGCGGCAAUGCUGAACUCGAUGAUUUAGUCUCGAAAAUUCAAGGAAUUCAAACUGACAUGGAUAAACUGAAUCAAACUGCAGAUAACCUCAUUGAUGACCGAGAAAAUCGUGAAAUACAUCUCAACGCCUUGCUAGAGCAAGUGGAACUACUGAAAACUAUUAAAGCGGACAGAGAGGAUCUCGAGGACGCUCUUGCCGACAAGGCUGACGCUCAGGCGAUAACCAGAAAAGUAUCGUACGAUCAAUUCGAUGCAGCUUGCGAUGACCUGGCGCAAGGUCUAGAAGACGCGAUUAACAAAUUAGGAAAGCAGGAAUCAAUUUGGCAGCAAGCUAUGGACGAAGUGCAAAGGGAGAUCGAAGGAAAGGUUGACAAAAUGGAAAUGACACCGUUGAAAGACUUCGUAAGCGCUAAAUUGAAGUCGCUUCAAGAAAAAGUAAAGAACGUUGCGCAAAUGAGACAAGAAAGCGAAGCUGCUGGAACGAAGAAGUUACUCAAGGAUGUUCAGUGUAUAUCUUGUGACAAGAACGUGGUUAUGAAAAUGGAGGAUUCUCACAGAUUUAGAUCAGAAACGUUACCUUGCACUGGGAGCAUGAAGCCGUAUCUAACUUAUGAAUUAGAUCAAGUUAGAAAGCAGCAUAGAAGGUUGCCUCAUAGUAGAAACAUGCUUCAGUUUGAGGCAGCCUUGCAGGAAGACGCGAGAAAGCAAAGGAGCGCGAAAGCCGAUACUCUAGUGAAGACACCUAGAGAUCAUCUGUGCAAUCGAUAUUGUGGCGGAAGUCACACAGUCACGACUCCUCAACAGAGAGUAAUGCGAGUGGGUCAUUUCCUGACUCAGUGGGGACCGGAAAUAAUCCAGCUGACGGAAGGAAUGAUAAAGGGAACGGAUGGUAAGAUGUAUAAGAGUCGACCAAUGCCGGGUAAAUUCGAUGUCUGUGGACCUGGUUAUUGCCAGGAUCGUGGUGACGAAAUUCGACUAUCGAUGAAAGUUCCGUCAACUCCUCAAGAUCAACGGAAGAUUAGUGAAAAACAAUCCAAUGGAAGGAAAAAGACAUCAAGGAGAUCAUCUCGAGAAUUAACCACUGAAGUAAUAGAAGAGCUCCCAGAAACUCCUAGAGAAAGGGACAGGAAUGCAUCAGAGUUUACAACAUAUGAAACUUCUGAUCGAGGUGUUCGGUACAUGAAUGAAGAUGAUAUGGAAGAUUUAGAGUAAACAAAAUUGUAAUUAUCCCUCAGAAUAUAUGUCUAAAAUUUUGUAUAUUGUCAAUUGUAACAAAAAUAUGUAACACAAAACAUUAGAAAUAAAAGACAAUUACCUGAGCUAA
Molecule: messenger RNA, 3358 nt
Organism: Osmia lignaria (orchard mason bee)
Lineage: Eukaryota; Metazoa; Arthropoda; Insecta; Hymenoptera; Megachilidae
Source: RefSeq, a predicted model, not a curated record